Messenger RNA from Parnassius apollo (apollo), 450 nucleotides. The record is from the annotation of a GenBank genome assembly. NCBI's taxonomy places the organism in Eukaryota, Metazoa, Arthropoda, Insecta, Lepidoptera, Papilionidae.
AUGUGUUUUGAAUUGUGGGAUAAGAGGUGCGAUGCUUACAAAAAUAGGCUAAUGCGGGCUUCGGCAAUAGAAGCCCUGCGUGAUGGAAUGAAUAAAAGACUGACUACCGAUGAAGUGAAAGCAAAAAUUAAUAGUAUUCGAAAUACUUACUAUUUGGAAAUCGAUAAAAUCGAAAAAUCUACAAGAUCUGGGGCCGGUGGGCACAUUUACAAGCCAAAGAUAAUAUGGUUUGAUGAAUAUGAUUCAUUUGUGAAGCCUGUUACAGUGAGAAGAACAACUGAUAACACAGAAGACUCACAUAGCGUCUCUUCACAUAUCUCAACACACGAACAAGGAUCAUCGUCGGUUAAUACACCGCGCUCGGACAAUGGGGUAGAAAAUGAAUCAGAGACACCACAAGAUGUACGAACAAGAUACACCACAAUUCACUCCAGCCAUAAAAAAAACUAA